GUUUAGUACUUCGUAACUUACGUUGUAAAUUGUACUUUGCGCAACCGCGACGGCAGGAGCCAGGACCACCACCAGCGUAGCGUCAUCAGUGCCUUCCCAUUCAGCUGCCGUGAGGUGGUCAGGCCGAUUCCCAUUGCACCCACUGACCGCCGCUGGGCCACGUAGGGCAACUUCCUUACGACUUUCAAUAGCGGCGGCGAGCCUCCCCCUCCACCAGAACUCACACAUCGCCAACAAGGACGGCAGCUCUCGCGUAGGUCCUCACGGUGCUGGCUGGGCCAUCCAUCAAGCAACCCCGCUCACCUCGAUUCGGAACUCAGACCCUGCGUUACGCACCUGCACUGCACGUCCAGUGUACAUACACGACAUGACGCACCCCGACCAGCCGCUCGACUCCCUGCGCCAGGCCGGCGGCGGCGCCAGCGAGACGGUGCGCGUUGUCAAGACGCUCGGCGAGCACACUGUUCCCUACCUGCGGCACAUCUUCGAGUCGCACGCCGGCCCCGACAAGACGUGGACCGCAGGUCAGGUCAAGACGUUUGUCCAUCGCGUCCAGGAGAGCAGCGAUGCCACCCCCGCCGCGGCCCACCUGCUGAGCCAGGCCAGCGUCGACUUCAACGGCUUCCUGGCGUACAUGACGUCUGCCGACAGCGCCAUCACGGCCCCCUGGACAACGUGCGACCUCUCGUGGCCCCUGGCGAGCUACUACAUAAGCUCCAGCCACAACACCUACCUCUCGGGCAACCAGCUCUCCAGCGACAGCACGACGGCCGCGUACACCAACGUGCUGCUGCGGGGAUGCCGCUGCGUCGAGAUUGACGUCUGGGAUGGCGACGAGUCCGAUGCCGAGAGCUCUGCCAGCAGUGACUCCGGAGACGAGUCCAACGGCAAAGCCGGCAAACCCAAGGGGGCCAAGUCCAAGACCAAGAGGAGCAAGUUUAGUAUGCUCAAGGACAAGCUGCCCGACUCGCUUUCGGCAAAGCUUGAGAAGACGAGCUUGGGUAGGAAGAUGGAGGAAAAGAAAACCCACGAGGUCGAGCCCGACGACCAGCCCGAGGUAGCCAUGAUCGAGCCGAGAGUGCUGCACGGCUACACCUUGACCAAAGAGGUCUCCUUCCGAGAUGUGUGUGUCGCCAUACGGGAGUCUGCCUUUGCGGUCACGGACCUGCCGCUCAUCAUCAGCCUCGAGGUUCACUGCAACGCGGAGCAGCAGGCAACCAUGGUCAAGAUCAUGAAGGAGGUGUGGCAGGGGUUCCUCGUCGCCGAGCCCGACACGCCGGCUCGCCUGUUGCCCAGCCCGGAGGAGCUGAGAGGCAAGAUACUCAUCAAGGUCAAGCAUGUUCCUGCCAAUGUCGCUGUGCCAGAGACGUCAGACAGUGGCGAGGACGAUCGUGUCCCAACCGAAAAGACGGGGCAGCCCAAGAAGCUGCCAAAGAUUAUCCAGGAGCUAAGCAGGCUGGGCGUAUAUACGCAGGCUGUGUCGUUCAAGAGUUGGACGCAGCCAGAAGCCACCAACCCGAUGCACAUCUUUUCGCUAUCAGAGAACAAGUUCCUCGACCACCACGAAAAGUUCGGAAUGGAUCUCUUCAACCACAAUAAGCAGUACUUGAUGCGGGCCUACCCGUCGGGUCUGCGCAUCUCAUCCUCGAACCUGAACCCCCCUGUGUUCUGGGGAUCUGGUACGCAGGUCGUGGCGCUCAACUGGCAGCAGACAGACGAGGGAAUGAUGCUCAACGAGGGCAUGUUUGCUGGCACGGGCGGCUAUGUCCUCAAGCCACAAGGAUUCCGCCCUGACCUCGAGUCCAAGCCCUCACAGGCGUCGACCAUUCCGCGAAAGACCCUUGCUCUCACCAUCACGUUUCUCGCCGCUCAAGCAAUCCCUCUUCCUCAUGACAACACGACCGUCAAAGGCUUCAAGCCGUACAUCAAGACGGAGAUUCACGUCGAUGCAUCACACCUGUCUCCGCUGAACGACGGCCACGGUCACGAAAGCGAGUUCAAGGAGCGCACACGAACUCAUCGCGGCUGCGAUGUUGACUUUGCUGGCGAGAAGGUUUCCUUCAGCGGCAUUGGUGGCCUCAUCGAGGAGCUCACGUUUGUGCGAUUCACCGUCCGUGACGAUGAGAUUGGCAGAGAUGACCUUGCCGCGUGGGCAUGCGUCAGGCUCGACCGCCUUGGCCAGGGCUACCGCUUCAUCCACCUCAUGGACGACAAGGGCGCCUUGACGGAAGGCGUGGUGCUCGUCAAGGUCGAGCGGACACUGACGUAGGACGUGAGAAGUCCAUCGAACCGGCAUGGCGGCGGUGGCGGCGGCGGCCACCGACCGUGGCACCACCGCUUCAUGCACGCCACCAGCAACCACAGCGGGCAUUCACACUCUAGCAGCGAGUCGCAAAUGCGAGGCACCAUAUGAUGUAUCCCUUAUUUACCGCACGCGAGCACAGCACCAUAGUUCGUGUAUAUCCAUUUUCAUUUUCAUAGCCUCGAGUGGCUCUGAUUACUUUACUUGCAGCGCAUUUUAGACCGUAUCGUCGUCCUGGCGCACUCAAACCAGACAUGGAAGAUUCU
Purpureocillium takamizusanense is the source of this 2568-nucleotide messenger RNA. RefSeq lists its product as uncharacterized. The transcript is spliced from 2 exons. NCBI's taxonomy places the organism in Eukaryota, Fungi, Ascomycota, Sordariomycetes, Hypocreales, Ophiocordycipitaceae. Gene Ontology annotation, biological process: lipid metabolic process; phosphatidylinositol-mediated signaling. Bases 368 to 2269 code for a protein of 633 amino acids. The record is from RefSeq and is a predicted model, not a curated record. Gene Ontology annotation, molecular function: phosphatidylinositol-4,5-bisphosphate phospholipase C activity.